Elgaria multicarinata webbii is the source of this 559-nucleotide messenger RNA. It is a transcript of the gene TEX38, whose product is annotated as testis expressed 38. Bases 41 to 559 code for a protein of 172 amino acids. The record is from RefSeq and is a predicted model, not a curated record. NCBI's taxonomy places the organism in Eukaryota, Metazoa, Chordata, Lepidosauria, Squamata, Anguidae. The transcript is spliced from 2 exons.
GACAUAUUCCAAAGGAUAUUUGUGUGUGUGUGUGUAAAUAAUGAUUAUAUCUAGUGGUUUGCUGCCCAUCUAUUUUGGAAGUCUAGGAUUUUGUUACAUCUUGGUAUUCAGUUGUAUGCUAUUCCUUCAAUGGAGGAAACAAAUCCAUCAGAAGCAACGUGCAAGAGCCUGGGUGAAACAGAUGAAAACGGAAUCAUAUUUCCAGCGUGCUUUGACUCAAAGGGCUGAUAAGGAAACCCAACCUGGAACUAAAGCAGAAGUCUGUAAGCCUGAGUUUGAUAGCAACUCAAAGCCACAAGACAGUUUCUUGUCCAGGGAGAUUACUAACGACUGCCAGCGUGAUUCCAUGUGUUCAAUUCCAGAUUCAGAUCCUUACAAACCAGUGUUUCACGAAAUAGCUUGUGUGUGUACUCUCUCUCACUUGCCACCACUGCUUGAGCAUUCAGCGUCUUACCCUUGCACUAGUAUUCCAGCCAAAAGCAUGCCAUUCAAUUCACAUCUGAAAUCCGCCAUGUUGAAAAGUGAGUCCUACAACAUCGGUAGCAGCAUCUCUGCUUAG